Molecule: messenger RNA, 1440 nt
Organism: Hibiscus syriacus
Lineage: Eukaryota; Viridiplantae; Streptophyta; Magnoliopsida; Malvales; Malvaceae
Product: protein LAX PANICLE 2-like
Exons: 4
Coding region: 334-1353 (339 amino acids)
Biological process (GO): multicellular organism development
Source: RefSeq, a predicted model, not a curated record
GACCACCAUCUCUUUCUUUAUCUCCCAUCAUCCUCCUCUUGCUGGCUGCUGCGCAACUAUUUCAUUCUCCACAAUCUUCCAAACCAAGAGAAUUCAUGGAAAGUGAGAUUCACAAUGUUUAUUCUCCUUGUCGUACUCUGAUAUGCUCACAAUGAAACAUAAGACGACAGCGUUUCGCCUCUGGUUAAUGGUUCUCGCCCAUGGCUUAUGUUGAGAACUUGACAUCAAGAGUAAUCCGGGGAAUCGUUAUCUUCUUAAUCAUCUGCUUCUUCUCCUUCUUUUUUCUCGCUAUAGUUCACAAAAGGUGUUUGGGAUUUUUUCUGGUUAUCAGAUAUGACCAUGGUUCCUGCCGAAAAACUUUCCAAACAACAUCAUCUUCCUCACGACGGCGGUUUUUAUGGUUUUGAUUGCGGUAGAAGUUACACGGAGAGUUUGGGUCUUAUGAGAAGUGUUCACGGGCAUGACUAUCAAAACGAAGCUUACUUAGUAGUAUCUGAUCUAGUAGUUGCUAAUUCCAUGGCUGAAGAUGAAUCGAGGACUAACAGUGAUAACAAUAAUCAAGAACAAGAAGAACGAGAUAAAGGUUGGCUCCAACUCAGUAUAGGGGGUCAGACUCAGGCAACAAGAACAUACGAUGAAUAUUAUCACAACAAGAACGGACGAGGAGGGUCGACGUUGACGGAGCUCGGUCUAUUACCCGGUGGUGGCUCACAGUCACCAGAAGCAAGGCCAUUAGCCCCUUUUUUUCGCAUGCCCGAGUUUCGACCUCCACCACGUCCAACGGUUAUCAAUAGUUUUAGUACUUUAUUCCUUCAACAACACCAGCAAGGAAGUAGCUCCAUGAUCCCUCAUCAUGGGGAGAUUAACCGGGCAUUUAAGCCGAUCGCACCGAGUUCUUCUUCUUCUUCGUUGGCGCCCUAUUUUGUCAGACCAUUUCAGGUGCAAUCAAUGGAUGUUGCCGGGCCGAGCUCAGAAGUUAGAAUCAUCGAUCCUCCUAGAAGGCUCCAUUCUGGCAUUUGGUUUAUGCUACAAGCAUCACACAAUCAAGCAAAAGAACCAUUCUUGCCUCAAAUACCAAAGAGCUAUCUGAGAAUGAAGGAUGGGAAGAUGACAGUGCGGUUAAUAAUGAAGUAUCUGGCUAACAAGCUCAGACUGGAUAGCGAAUCAGAGAUAGAGAUAAGAUGCAGAGGGCAUCAGCUUGAACCAUUGCUGACGUUGCAGCAUGUAAGAGAUCAAAUAUGGAGUUCAACUUCAAGACAAGCUCACUCUUUGCUUCCAGAUUAUACUUCAACGCCGCCUGAUAUUAACCAUAAUAAUAACAAUGUCAUGAUUCUGCAUUAUGGUAGGAGCUAGGGCUUCAAAUAUUCAAAAACACCCGCACUAUCCUUAUUUUUUUCAUAAUUUAAUUGCUUCUUUUCUAUAUAUAUAAUUGUGAUGAAU